Messenger RNA from Jaculus jaculus (lesser Egyptian jerboa), 3090 nucleotides. It is a transcript of the gene Selenoi, whose product is annotated as selenoprotein I. NCBI's taxonomy places the organism in Eukaryota, Metazoa, Chordata, Mammalia, Rodentia, Dipodidae. The record is from RefSeq and is a predicted model, not a curated record. Gene Ontology annotation, cellular component: endoplasmic reticulum membrane; Golgi apparatus. The transcript has 10 exons. Gene Ontology annotation, biological process: phosphatidylethanolamine biosynthetic process. Gene Ontology annotation, molecular function: ethanolaminephosphotransferase activity.
CGGUGGGCGGAGCACGGCUCUACCUUCUUUACCAGCUCUGGCUUUCUCUGGGUUUCCCUGCCGGUUUGGCGUUCGUGUUUCGCCGCCUGGACGUGAAGAGUCGCUACCCUGUGGAGUGGACGCUCGGCUUUCGAGUAGUCAUGGCUGGUUACGAAUACGUGAGCCCCGAGCAGCUGGCUGGCUUUGAUAAAUACAAGUAUAGUGCUUUGGAUACCAACCCACUCUCUCUCUAUAUCAUGCAUCCAUUUUGGAACACUAUAGUGAAGGUGUUUCCUACUUGGCUGGCUCCUAAUCUUAUAACCUUUUCUGGUUUUCUGCUGGUUGUAUUCAAUUUUCUACUUAUGGCAUACUUUGAUCCUGAUUUUUAUGCUUCAGCACCAGGUCACAAGCAUGUACCUGAUUGGGUUUGGAUUGUUGUGGGCAUCCUGAACUUUGUAGCCUACACUCUAGAUGGUGUGGAUGGGAAGCAAGCCCGUAGAACCAACUCCAGCACUCCCUUAGGGGAGCUAUUUGACCAUGGCCUAGAUAGUUGGUCAUGUGUGUACUUUGUUGUAACUGUGUAUUCCAUCUUUGGACGAGGAUCAACUGGUGUCAGUGUUUUUGUUCUUUAUCUCCUGCUCUGGGUUGUUCUGUUUUCUUUCAUCUUGUCCCACUGGGAAAAGUAUAACACAGGGAUUCUUUUCCUGCCAUGGGGAUAUGACCUCAGCCAGGUGACUAUUUCUUUUGUCUACAUAGUGACUGCAGUUGUGGGAGUUGAGGCCUGGUAUGAACCUUUCCUGUUUAAUUUCUUAUAUAGAGACCUAUUCACUGCAAUGAUUAUUGGUUGUGCAAUAUGUGUGACUCUUCCAAUGAGUUUACUAAACUUUUUUAGAAGUUAUAAAAAUAACACCUUGAAGCACAAUUCAGUCUAUGAAGCUAUGGUUCCCUUCUUUUCUCCAUGUUUGCUCUUCAUUUUGUCUACAGUGUGGAUCAUUCGGUCACCUUCAGAUGUUUUAGAGUUACAUCCUAGAAUAUUCUACUUCAUGGUUGGAACAGCCUUUGCCAACAUUACAUGUCAGCUGAUUGUUUGUCAAAUGAGCAGCACACGGUGUCCAACUUUGAAUUGGUUGCUGCUUCCUCUCUUCUUGGUUGUCAUAGCAGUAAACUUAGGAGUAGCCUCUUACCUUGAGAGUGUUCUCCUGUAUACAUUAACAGCUGUCUUCACUCUGGCUCACAUCCAUUAUGGAGUAAGAGUGGUGAAACAACUGAGUAGCCAUUUUCAGAUUUAUCCCUUCUCACUGAGGAAACCAAACUCAGAUUGACUAGGAAUGGAAGAAAAGAAUAUUGGUCUAUAAUCUUCAGAAAGAAAUUCUGUAAAUAUAUGCUUGUAAAUAUUUCAUCCAUCACCGUUGAACUAAACUGAUCUGCUUGACAGACAUGGGAUCUCUGUGUGGAUGGUACUUGGACAGCAGAAAUGAAACAUGAUCUGAACUUGUGAAAUUUUGGACUUUCUAAUUCCCAGCUUAUCUAAUUUUUUUUUUUAAUAAAACCACAUGACAUUUUGGUUACACAUGAUGUACAUUAGACUAGAAAAAUCAUCCUACCUUCAUGAGUCCAUAGUGUUUUGGCUCAUAUAGAGCCAAAGAUGCUUGUUUUUAUUUUUUAAAUCCUAAAUUAGCUCAGGUACACUAAUAACAUUAGGAUAACCACAAUGUUUUCAUACUUGACCUUUUUUCUUGGAGGUAGGGUUUCAUUGUAGCCCAGGCUGACCUGGAAUUCACUCUGUAGUUCCAGGCUAGCCUCAAACUCAUAGUGAUCCUCCUACCUCUGCUUCCUGAGUGCUGGGAUGAAAGGCAUGCACCACUAUGCUACAUAUUUGGUAUUUUAUAAUAGGAGUUUGGUGUGGAAAUUAUGAGCAGCCUAAAUCUAAUGUAGAUAAGAGAUAGAAAGAAGUCACUUUGAGCCAGAGAUGCCAAUGACAACAGAACAAUAUGCAGUUGCCAAAUCCUGGUUUCUCUUUCCUAUGGAAAUGCCUUUGUACUCUCCUGCUAAGAAAGACUAUUUAGUAUCCUGACUAUUAUGAAAUAAAUCUUGGUAAAUGGUUUAAGUGUUCUUUUAAAGAGAAAUAUUCUAUUGUCUAUUGCUACUUAGAGAAUGAGUUGUAAUCAUAACUCAUCCUUUGGCAUUUCCUCCCUUCAGUUGCAGGUUGCUGGGAUUUGGUGCCUAUGUACUUUGAUUUUAAGAAUAUAUGUGACAGUUCUAAUCUUGUAAUUAAUUGCUUGUGAGAAAAAUGGGCAAAGUACUUUGUGAGAGGAAACUUAAGUUGGAAUUAGAAAUACCAGAACUUUAUUAUGACGAAUUAAUUUUCUGAUCAACAUGUCCAUCUGCCCUUCCUUGCUUUUCUCUUACUUUUUUUUGGUGUGAGGUACUAUGAAUUUUAAUUUCAUUCAAGAUAAAGCAUAGAGAAUUUCUUGCCCACUUCCUCAUUUGAAGAAAACUUUUGAUAUAUAUGCCUCACUGAGUUUCUACCCCUUUAAUAUGACUUGGAAUUUUUUUUAGGUUUACUGAUAACAAAAAGUCUGUUUACUGCAUUAUGGUUGUUUUAUGAAUAGCAUCUUUUUAUGAAUGUGGAUAUUUUCUUUCUUUUUGACUUCAUUUAGCUUGGUGGUGGUGAAAUUUACUUGCUGAGUUUAUUUUCCACUAAAUUAAGUUUGUGCUUGAAUGAAGAGUGUAUCUUAAACCCUUAAUUGCUUUGGACAGGUUGCACUUGGAUAAAAGAGGCACCGCUGUAUUGAUAUGUAAUUAAAUCCAUAACCAUUAUUUAUGUAUAAAUGUGGCUAUUCUUAGAUAUUAUAGCUCAUCUCUUUGUUGACUGCUGCUUUGUUUAAAGAAAAAUGAAACUAAUGGUUAAAUUCUAAUCAUUGUUAUCCAGAUAACUGGAAAUGAGUCAGUGAGCUAGGUUAUGAUUCUGUAUUCAGUAUAAAAGACUGUAAAGAUGACUUUCUCUCAGAUAAAAGAUGAAAAUAGAUGAGAACAGGAAUAUGGGUAAUGAUUCUGUGUUUCUUAAUAAAUUGUCAUCAUGGAGAUCAGAGUGAUCCAAUUGAGGGUAAA